AUGGAGGCUGCGGAAGCACGGCAGGUGGCGUCGCUGUCCGGGAGCCGCCGGGUCCGCCGGCUGCCCCGGCUGGGCCGCGUCGCGGUGGUGGUGGACCAGGGCUCGGGCUUCACCAAGGCGGGCUUCGCGGGCGAGGAACAGCCGCGGCUGGUGCUGAAGAGCUCCAGCCUGGUGCCCAGCUGGGACCGACCCGUGCUGCCCGGGGCGCCCGGCUGCGAGCUGGCGGGCGGCGUGGCGCGGGCGCACCCCAUCAAGCACGGCGUGGUGGUGGACUGGGAGGCGCUGGAGGGGCUGUGGGAGCGCCUGCUGGUGGGCGGCCUGCAGGUGUGCCCAGAGCAGUGGCCUGUGCUGGUGAGCGACUCGCCGUCGGCUCCGCCCGCGGGCCGCGAGAAGGUGGCCGAGCUGCUGUUCGAGGCCCUGGCGGUGCCCGCGUGCCACAUGGCCAGCACCGCAUUUUUGGCGCUCUGCUCCGUCGGCGCGUUCAGCGGGGUGGCCGUGGAGGCGGGCGCGGGCGUGUGCCACGCCACACCCAUCUAUGCGGGCCACUCGUGGCACGAGGCCACCUUCCGGCUGGACGUGGCAGGCAGCACCCUGUCGCGCUACCUGCGUGACCUGCUGGUGGCAGCGUGCCCUGCUGAACGACUGCAGGCCCUGCCCCGCAAGGUCAUCACACAGCUCAAAAAGCGCUGCUGCUAUGUGUCACUGGACUUCCAGGGUGACCUCUGUAACCCUGCCCGCCACCAUCCGGUCAGUUUCUACUUAGGCAAUGAGUGCUCUGUCUGUCUCAGCAGCGAGCGCUUCCGCUGCCCGGAACCCAUCUUCCAGCCGGGUCUGCUAGGCCAGGCUGAGCCGGGGCUGCCCACCCUGGCCUUCCGGGCACUGCAGAGGAUGCCCGCAACACUACGGACACGGCUGGCCAACACUGUGGUGCUGGCCGGUGGCUCCACGCUUUUCCCUGGCUUCACUGAGCGCCUGGAGAUGGAGCUGGAGGCUCAGUGCCGGCGGCACGGCUAUGGGGCACUGCAACCCCGCCUGGUGGCCAAGCCCGGGCGUGGCACAGCAGUGUGGACAGGCGGCUCCAUGGUGGCUUCGCUGCGUUCCUUCCAAUGCCACUGGAUGACCCGGGCCAUGUACCAGGAAUGUGGCUCCAGGCUGGUGCACGAAGUGUUCAACUGAGUCAUGUUGGACUGGAGGGGGUGGUGCCACAAGGGGGGCUGCAGAGGCGGACUCUCGGCAGGCUGAGCUGCAGCUCUGUCGGAGGCAUUGAAUGCCAGAUAAAAGGCUCAGUGAUUGGAGUUGGCAGAGUUGUGUGGUGAUGGGUCACCCUCUACCCUU
Hippopotamus amphibius kiboko is the source of this 1335-nucleotide messenger RNA. It is a transcript of the gene ACTL10, whose product is annotated as actin like 10. Bases 1 to 1176 code for a protein of 391 amino acids. The record is from RefSeq and is a predicted model, not a curated record. The transcript has 2 exons. NCBI's taxonomy places the organism in Eukaryota, Metazoa, Chordata, Mammalia, Artiodactyla, Hippopotamidae.